Molecule: messenger RNA, 387 nt
Organism: Guillardia theta CCMP2712
Lineage: Eukaryota; Cryptophyceae; Pyrenomonadales; Geminigeraceae
Exons: 5
Coding region: 1-387 (128 amino acids)
Source: RefSeq, a predicted model, not a curated record
AUGGAUAGAAGAUUGGUUGAUAGGAAACUUGGCGACAAAUGGAUAGGGGAUGGAUCGGUGGAAGAUGGGUUGAUAGGAUAUGGAUGGGUAGGGGAUGGAUUGAUAGAAGCUAAGGCAAAGCGAGAAAGCAUAAGAUUUGAGGGGAACGCGACAAAUAGCAAGAAAAUGCGUUCAAGCAUGUUCAAUAUUUUGACAUCUGAUCCCAUGGCGAAAGUCAUGCCAAUGCAAGAAAUCAUGAAUCGUAUUAUUGUUGAUCAAAGGUUGCACGCUGGCGAGGUGAGUGACACUCAGCUGGCCCUCGCAGACAUGAAGGCUAGAAGGUUUGGGCAUAAGAAAACAGGCAGUGCGAGGUCUGGUGAUCUAGACUGCUCUCCUUUCUGUAAAUAA